Molecule: messenger RNA, 1581 nt
Organism: Pteropus alecto (black flying fox)
Lineage: Eukaryota; Metazoa; Chordata; Mammalia; Chiroptera; Pteropodidae
Product: butyrophilin subfamily 1 member A1
Exons: 7
Coding region: 1-1581 (526 amino acids)
Biological process (GO): regulation of cytokine production; T cell receptor signaling pathway
Cellular component (GO): external side of plasma membrane
Molecular function (GO): signaling receptor binding
Source: RefSeq, a predicted model, not a curated record
AUGGCCGCCAUCCCAGCCCCCCGCCUCGGCGUGCGUCUGCUCGCGCUCACGCUCCUGCAGCUGCCCGGCCUGCAUUUCGCACCCUUCGACGUGAUCGGGCCCCCAGAGCCCAUCCUGGCCAUGGUGGGCGAGGCCGCCGAGCUGCCCUGCCACCUGUCCUCCAACGAGAGCGCGGCGCACAUGGAGCUGCGCUGGUUCCGGGAGCAGGUGUCGCCCGCCGUGCUGGCGCACCGCGACGGGCGCGCACAGGACGCGGAGCAGAUGGCCGCGUACCGGGGCAGAGCCGAGCUGGUGCAGGACGACAUCGCCCAGGGCCGCGUGGCCCUAAGGAUCCGACCGGUCCAGGCCUCGGACGACGGGGAGUACCGCUGCUUCUUCAGGCAGAACGACCGCUACGGGGAGGCCAGCGCGCGCCUGAAGGUGGCAGCUCUGGGCUCCAACCCCCACAUCCACAUGGGGGUGCAGGAGAGCGGGGAGACCCGGCUGGAGUGCACCUCCGUGGGGUGGUACCCAGAGCCCCGGGUGCAGUGGAGGACUCCCCGAGGAGAGACGUUUCCAUCCGCGUCAGAGUCCCGGAGCCCCGACGCGCAGGGCCUCUUCACGGUGGCAGCCUCCGCGGUCAUCACGGACAGCUCCGUGGAGAGUGUGUCCUGCCAUAUCUGGAACCCCCUGCUUGGCCGGGGCAAAGAAGCAGAGAUUUCCGUGGCAGCUCCCUUCUUCCCAAGGCUGACCCCGUGGGCGGUGGCUUUGGCCGUCAUCUUGGUGGUCCUAGGAAUUCUCAUCAUCGGGUCCGUGUUCUUCACCUGGAGGCUAUACCGGGACCGAUCCGGACAGAGGAAGGGUGAAUUCAGCUCCACAGAGAACCUCCUGGAAGAGCUCAAGUGGAAAAAGUCAACACUUCACGCAGUUGAUGUGACUCUGGACCCAGACACCGCCCACCCCCAUCUCUUUCUGUAUGACGGUUCCAAAGCUGUCCGGCUGGAAGAUUCGCGUCAGAAAGUGCCCGAGAAGCCGGAGAGAUUCGACUCCUGGCCCUGCGUGCUGGGUCGGGAGGCCUUCAGCUCCGGGAGGCAUUACUGGGAGGUGGAGGUGGGGGACAGGACCGACUGGGCCAUCGGGGUGUGCAGGGAGGACGUGCCGAAGAAAGGGUUCGACCCCAUGACUCCGGAGAAUGGGUUCUGGGCGGUGGAGCUGUAUGGAAAUGGGUACUGGGCCCUCACCCCACUCCGGACCCCCCUUCCGCUGGCAGGACCGCCCCGCCGGGUGGGGGUCUUCCUGGACUACGAGUCAGGAGACAUUUCCUUCUACAGCAUGACUGACGGGUCCCACAUCUACACUUUCCCCGACUCCUCUUUCUCUGGCCCCCUCCGGCCCUUCUUCUGCCUGUGGUCCUGUGGCAAAAGGCCUCUGACCAUCUGUCCCGUCACGGACGGGCUCGAGGGCGUCACGGUGGUUGCUGAUGCCAAGGACCCUUCUGGGGAGAUCCCACUGUCCCCCAUGGGGGAGGAUGCUGUCCCUGGGGACACAGAGACCCUCCAUUCUAAACUAACCCCUACCCAGCCCAGCCCAGGGGCACCAUAA